AUGUCCGCCGCGGUGCGGUCUGCGCCGCGGACCUGCGGCAAGCGCGCCUCCCAGCAUGCGGUUCCUCUGAGGAAAGCCCAGGACCUUCGCGGCACGGGCCCUGCGUCGCGCCAUCAGGGCAGCAUCUGCACUCCCGCCUGCAGUGUCGCCGCGGCUCAGGACCCACCGGCGCGGAGGUCCCGCCGGCGGGCGGUCAGAGUCUGCGUCUACAUUGAGAGGAGGCAGAAGCGCAAGCUCCGGAAGCUGCAGGCGGCCGCGGUGGCGCUGGCCUCGCUUGCGGCCAGCGAGCUGGCAUGCACCGAGUCCGCUGCCCAGGCGCUUGCGGACGCGACGGACCCCGUGCUCGGGAUCACCUGCAACCUGACGCUGGCGGUGGCGGUCACGCUGCUGAACCUCCGCAAGGCGCGAGAAUCGCCCGAGUGGUCGUGGAGGCACCUCUCGGAGAUCAUGAACGACAAGAUAUGCUUGUCAGUCAUAGCAAGCCUGUGCCUGUACGACCUCAUUGCACACCCGCUCAAUUUCUAA
Molecule: messenger RNA, 525 nt
Organism: Pedinophyceae sp. YPF-701
Lineage: Eukaryota; Viridiplantae; Chlorophyta; Pedinophyceae
Source: the annotation of a GenBank genome assembly